AUGCUGCCUUUUAGCCUCGUAAGAAAGUACGGCUAUGCAUGCGAAAUACAUCGAACGUACACAGAAGACAAAUACGUCUUGGAGUUGCAUAGGAUACCUUAUGGAAAACAAAAUUGCUCUCAAGAAAUCAGGCCUGUCGUAUUUUUACAACACGGUCUUCUCUCGUCGUCUGCGGAAUGGGUACUAAUGGGACCAGGAAAAGGAUUGGCUUACAUAUUAGCAGACGCUGGUUAUGACGUCUGGAUGGGAAACGCCAGAGGCAAUACGUACUCGCGGAAACACGUCUCAAUUAAUCCAUCUUCCUCAGCCUUUUGGAAGUUCAGCUGGCACGAAAUAGGCUACUAUGAUCUACCGGCUAUGAUCGACUACGUGUUAAACGAGACAAGCGUCUCCAAGAUACAGUAUGUUGGAUUUUCACAGGGAACUACAGCAUUUUUUGUGAUGACUUCAACCAGACCAGAAUAUAACAAUAAAAUUAAAGCUAUGCAAGCACUGGCACCAGUUGCUUUUGUUGGAAAUAUAAUAAGUCCUCUAGUGAGAGCCCUUGCGCCAUUUACGAACUCCUUGGAGAGAAUAUUAAGGUUAUUAGGUCAAAACGAGUUCUUAGCGAACGGUAAGAUAAAUGAAUUAGCUGGUAAAAGAUUUUGUCUCGAGGAAGCUGUAACGCAGAGCCUAUGCACCAAUCUCUUAUUUCUUUUGUGUGGAUAUAAUGAAGCGCAGCUCAACAAGACGAUGCUUCCAGUGGUCCUGGGCCACACACCAGCCGGUGCGUCGACGAGACAAAUGAUCCAUUUCGGUCAACUGUACAAAUCGAAGCAGUUCACCAAUUUCGACCAUGGUUGGAUAUCUAAUAAACGAAUAUAUGGUACUUUUACACCACCAGCGUAUAAUUUAAGUGCAAUAACCGCACCCAUUUAUCUACACUAUGGCGAUAAUGAUUGGCUAUCGAGUUCGAAUGACAUAGAUAAAUUAUUACUAGGAAUAGACUCGGUGGUCGGAAAAUACAGAGUACCGCUCAAUAAAUUCAAUCAUUUAGACUUCAUAUUCGCAAUCGACGCUGACAAACUUCUGUAUAGACGUAUGAUGAAGAUUAUGUCUCGUUUCGCCUGAUUUUCUUUUAAUGAUAAUAAAAAAUAGG
Molecule: messenger RNA, 1138 nt
Organism: Vanessa tameamea
Lineage: Eukaryota; Metazoa; Arthropoda; Insecta; Lepidoptera; Nymphalidae
Product: lipase 3-like
Exons: 5
Coding region: 1-1110 (369 amino acids)
Biological process (GO): lipid metabolic process
Molecular function (GO): hydrolase activity, acting on ester bonds
Source: RefSeq, a predicted model, not a curated record